Molecule: messenger RNA, 2150 nt
Organism: Seriola aureovittata
Lineage: Eukaryota; Metazoa; Chordata; Actinopteri; Carangiformes; Carangidae
Gene: slc2a12
Product: solute carrier family 2 member 12
Exons: 6
Coding region: 159-1898 (579 amino acids)
Biological process (GO): transmembrane transport
Cellular component (GO): membrane
Molecular function (GO): transmembrane transporter activity
Source: RefSeq, a predicted model, not a curated record
CUGACACGAGCGAAAGAGGAGUUGGGAGCGGAGGAAAAGUCUAUGCAGUCAGAAAGUUUGGAGGAAAAAUAAGCGAAUGGACACAACACGCCAAGCACGACUCUAAGCUAACAGCAAAAACUCGGCUGGGGCGUCAGGCCUACUGUUAGUGGUUGACAAUGGACCCCAACAGUGAGACCAAGAAGAUGACCUCUUGCCUCCCAGGCAACCCUUCCUCUGAGACCCAGACACUGGCCCCACCCAGAGGCCCAGGCUGCAGCUGGCUGGUGGUGGUAGCAGCUGUAGCAGCCUCUUUGAGUGGCCUGAUGCUGGGCUAUGAAAUGGGCCUGACCUCUGGGGUCCUGCUGCAGCUGCGCGGCAUUCUCUCUCUCUCCUGCCGGGAACAGGAACUGCUGGUCAGCUCCCACCUGCUCGGCGCACUCCUCAUCUGCCUCGCCGGAGGUCCCAUACUGGAUCGCUACGGCCGCCGCUGCUCUUUGCUCCUGAGCGCCGCCCUGGUGGUUGCAGGGACCGUCGUGCUCAUUGCUGUGACUUCGCUUGUCGCGCUGACACUGGGCCGAGUGAUAGUCGGCAUGGGAACGGCGCUGUCUGGGACAGCAGCGUGUCUGUACAUUGCGGAGAUCUCACCGAGGGAGAGGAGGGGUCUGCUGGUGACACUGUAUGAGCUGAUGUUGGUUGUAGGUGUUAUGCUGGGAUUCAGCUGCAGUUACGCCUUUGCUACUCUGCCCCAUGGCUGGGUGUAUACAUUUGGACUAGUGGUCCCCCCAGCGCUGCUCCAAAUAGGUGCACUUGUGUUCCUCCCACCCAGUCCACGUUUCCUGGUCACUCAGGGUAAGGUGGAGCAGGCCAGGACAGUGCUGGCCAGACUGAGAGGUGGGUUUAAGGAGCAUGUAGAGGUGGAGCUCAGGGACAUCCAGACUGGACUUAAAGAGGAAUCAGAGCACAGCUUCUGGGAGUUGUUCAGUGCCAAGGCCAACCUGCGAUCACGGCUGCUAACAGGUGUAGCUUUAGUUUUCCUCCAGCAGGCUACUGGUCAGCCUAACAUCCUCUCCUAUGCUUCACCACUUCUCCGCAGUGUAGGCUUCAACAGCGAUGCUGCAGCAACCUUGGCCUCCACAGGGUUCGGAGUGGUCAAAGUAGUCGGCACGAUCCCUGCUGUGUUGCUGGUUGACCGUGUCGGACCUAAGAGCUUUUUGUGUGUGGGUGCUGUCGCAAUGGGAAUGUCCCUAGCUGUACUCGGAACACUGACACUGCAAAGCCACACUCACCUCACCAGCCUGUGUAAAAGUCGAACUAUACUAAACCACACACAAACGCAGUGGGAUUUAAACAGAACCUCUACAGACUUGGACGACAGUGACAUUUUUUCUACUCACCUCCCCAGCCAUUGGAUCACUGAGGAUGCACAGAGGACUAACAGGGAGGAUGCUGGGAUUAGGGAGUCAGGGGGAGGAAGGACUGGUGUAGAAGUGUCUUCCACACUGAAGUGGGCGUCAUUGAUCAGUUUGCUGGUGUAUGUGGCAGCAUUCUCCAUUAGCCUCGGUCCAAUGGUGUAUGUUGUUCUCAGCGAGAUCUUUCCAAUGGGAGUCAGAGGCAGGGCUGUGUCUGUGGUGUCGGCUGUAAACUGGGCCACGAACCUGCUCAUCUCCAUGACCUUCCUCACAUGUACCGAAAAGAUUGGAGUUCCCAAUGUGAUGUUCAUCUACGCUGCCAUGAGCUUUGUUCUACUGGUGUUUGUCAUCCUCUGUGUUCCUGAGACCAAAGGUCGCACGCUGGAGGAGAUUUCGAAAGAACUAGCCAAGAAGAAGCAUUUCAAGGUGAGUCUCUUUGGGCAGGUUCAGCCUCAGGAGAGUCUGAUCAGCAGCAUCACGUCCACAGAGAUGCCAGCGAACAGCUGAGUCCUUUACCGUGCCACAACUGUACACCUCACCGGAAGGGCAGUCAAGAACAAUCAUCAAGAAAGACAUUGUAGUAGUGUUGUUCAGACUUUGAGGUACAACUCGUACAACUCACCCACGUCACAUAAUGGAAAUGUAUUUGCUCAGAAGAAGGAUAGCUCAGGGUUCAUGCUUGCUUGUUUAAAAAAAAACAAUAAUAGAAGGCAAACAACUGGGAUUGAAUGCGAGACAAUAAAAAAUAUUUACAUGCCA